AUGUCAUCAGUCCCACCGGAGCAAGUCACUAGUCAAUAUAAAGGCACGCCAUCCAUGUUCACCCAGCAAACCCCCGCGACCUCCGCAAACUUCCCCAAGCCCACCGGAGACGAUGACUCAAAAGCCCCAUUGCCCAAGGGCGUAGUCCUGGACAAAGACGGAAAGCCCUGUCGCACCUGCACCUCCGUCGCCUCAUGGCGAGCAUUAACCAAGCAAGCCGACCUCAAAAUCGCAAACUCAAACUCUGCCUCUUCCCCCACCUCGAGCACAAGCAAAUUUACAACCUCAACACCCGCCCUCGGCGCCGCUGCAACAUCCUUUCCCAGUGAAACUCCUUCAGACUGUCCGCCAGACGUCGAAGAACUAGGUCGCUCAACAUGGACAUUGCUGCACUCAAUGGCAGCUACAUACCCUGAAAAAGCAAACAUGGAACACCAAGCGAACAUGAGUGGGUUUUUAAAGUUCUUCUCGAAGCUGUACCCGUGCUGGGUAUGUGCGGAUGAUUUCCAGACAUGGAUGGCGCAUCCGAGUGGACGGAAUAAGCCCAAACUGGAGAGUCGGAAGGAGUUUGGGUGGUGGAUGUGCGAGGCGCAUAAUGAGGUUAAUCGGAAGCUUGGGAAGAAGGAGUUUGAUUGUCGGCUUUGGGAGGAGAGGUGGCGAACUGGGUGGAAGGAUGGUCGGUGUGAAUGA
This is a messenger RNA of Penicillium digitatum Pd1, 690 nucleotides long. Its product is annotated as flavin-linked sulfhydryl oxidase. The record is from RefSeq and is a predicted model, not a curated record. Gene Ontology annotation, molecular function: flavin adenine dinucleotide binding; flavin-dependent sulfhydryl oxidase activity. Gene Ontology annotation, cellular component: mitochondrion. NCBI's taxonomy places the organism in Eukaryota, Fungi, Ascomycota, Eurotiomycetes, Eurotiales, Aspergillaceae.